AUGCUGUCCAAGACAGUUGAUAUACUAGCUAUUAAUGAGACUCGUCUUGACAGCUCUAUUCAAAAUGGUGAAGUCAAUAUUCCUGGAUAUACCCUUGAAAGGAAAGAUAGAAAUAGAAAAGGGGGUGGUGUGGCCCUCUAUAUUAGGGACUCAAUCAAUUAUAAGCGUCUCAAUGACCUCCCGGAUGAUAACAUAGAACUGAUCAGUAUCCAAGUGUCGAAGCCAAAAACAAAACCAUUUAUUGUAUGCACUUGGUAUAGGCCUCCAGGGUCCACCACUGAACUCAUGAACAGAUUUGAAGAUGUACUGCAAAAAUUGGACUCGUAUCAUAUGGAGGUUGACAUUAUCGGUGACCUAAAUUGUAAUGUUGGUGCAACAUCACCAGAUUGCAGCACUCAAAAACUACUAGAUCUCUGUGAUAAUUACCAGUAUAGGCAAUUAAUUGAUCAGCCAACACGUAUAACACAGCUCACAUCAUCUAUUAUUGAUUUGUUUUUAACUAAUCAUCCGUCGAAUUUUUCGGACUCCGGAGUCGUCGAUAUCGGAAUCAGUGAUCACUGUCUGGUGUAUGCAAUAAGAAAGAUUUGUAUCCCCAAAUCAAAUCCAAAGACUGUAACGAACAGAUGCUUUAAAAAUUUUAUUCCAGAUAGUUUUCGAACUGAUUUAUCUAUGGUCCCGUGGCAUCUGAUUGAACAGGAGCAUAAUCCUGACACUGCUUGGGAUAUAUGGCAACAUAUGUUCUUAGACAUUGCUAAUAGCCAUGCACCACUAAAGAAGAAGAGAGUGAAAGGAAUCUCUUCCCCCUGGAUUACUCCAGAGCUAAAAAGGCUAAUGUUUCAGAGAGAUAAACUUAAAAAAUUAGCCUCGAGGUUCUCAACAGAUUGCGAUUGGACUUCUUACAAACACAUGAAGAAUAAGGUUAAUCAUGAGAUUAAGAAUGCUAAAAUGAAAUAUUACAAUGCCUUCUUCAAAGAUAACCGCAGAAACAUAAAGGCAACUUGGAAAGGAAUUAAUAGACUAAUUGGAAAUGAACCUAAAUCUAAUAAGAUAACUCAGCUGGAUACUGGGGAUACUGUAAAUACCGACCCCAUCGAAAUCAGUAAUAUACUCAACACACAUUUCUCCAAAAUAGGACCUUCCUUAGCCUCCGAAAUUAAAGACACAUCCAGCAAUUUUACUGAUUAUAUUACCCCUGUAGGACACAUUUUUAACUUGGCGAAAGUAUCAUGCCAGGAGGUCUUCAAUUUAAUUCGGAAAAUACCCAGUAAUAAAGCUAGUGGUCUUGAUAACAUCUCAGCGCGUCUGCUGAAAGAAGCAUCUCCCAUAGUUACUCGUUGUCUAACUAAAUCAGUCAAUUGCCACCGGAAUAUUUCCAAAAGCUUGGAAGCGAGCUAG
This is a messenger RNA of Pocillopora verrucosa, 1395 nucleotides long. NCBI's taxonomy places the organism in Eukaryota, Metazoa, Cnidaria, Anthozoa, Scleractinia, Pocilloporidae. The record is from RefSeq and is a predicted model, not a curated record.